Messenger RNA from Engraulis encrasicolus (European anchovy), 2529 nucleotides. It is a transcript of the gene kcnd3, whose product is annotated as potassium voltage-gated channel, Shal-related subfamily, member 3. The transcript is spliced from 11 exons. Lineage: Eukaryota; Metazoa; Chordata; Actinopteri; Clupeiformes; Engraulidae. The record is from RefSeq and is a predicted model, not a curated record. Gene Ontology annotation, cellular component: neuronal cell body; dendritic spine; postsynaptic membrane. Gene Ontology annotation, molecular function: A-type (transient outward) potassium channel activity; protein binding. Gene Ontology annotation, biological process: potassium ion export across plasma membrane; protein homooligomerization. The coding region runs from base 330 to 2387 and encodes 685 amino acids.
UGGACUACCGACAGCGGGCUACAUUUCCACGUUUACGCCUGAGCAGCCACACGAGAACAUGGACUACUAAAAGUGUGAAAAACCUCCACACCGUAUCAUUCUCUGCAGUGGAUUUGGGGGAGUACGCUAAAGAGGCUCUUUGGUCAUUUUUAUUUUUUACAAUUUUCAACUUGACGUCUGGGUUUGUUUGCUCUUUCUCUGGACUAUAGGACAGCUCCGUCGCAGCUCUGAACAGGUUUAUUUCAUAUGGGUGUGUGUGACCUGCAGCCAAGCUGGUGGUGAAGGCGUGCGACCUGGUGCCCUCGCCAACCGUCGCCGCGGCUGCCAACAUGGCGGCGGGAGUGGCAGCAUGGCUGCCGUUCGCCCGGGCGGCCGCCAUUGGCUGGAUGCCGGUGGCCAACCUGCCCAUGCCCGUGGCGCCCGCCGCGGAGGGACGCGGGGGCAGUGGCGGCAAGCGGCAGGAUGAGCUCAUCAUCCUCAACGUCAGCGGGCGCCGCUUCCAGACAUGGCGCAACACGCUGGACCGCUACCCUGACACGCUGCUGGGCUCGACAGAGAAGGAGUUCUUCUUUAACGAGGAGGUCGGGGAGUAUUUCUUCGACCGAGACCCCGACGUCUUCCGCAGCGUACUGAACUUCUACCGCACGGGUAAGCUUCACUACCCGCGUUACGAGUGCAUCUCGGCCUAUGAUGAGGAGCUGGCCUUCUUCGGCAUCAUCCCCGAAAUCAUCUCAGACUGCUGUUACGAGGAGUACAAGGACCGCAAGCGCGAGAACGCCGAGCGGCUGAUGGACGACCAGGAGGACAACAAGGACGCCAAGCUGCCCAACAUGACCUUCCGCGAGACCAUGUGGCGCGCCUUCGAGAACCCGCACACCAGCACCAUGGCGCUGGUUUUCUACUACGUCACCGGCUUCUUCAUCGCCAUCUCCGUCAUCACCAACGUGGUGGAGACGGUACCGUGCGGACUGGGCUCGAGAUUGGUCGGUGGCUCGGGCGGGGGAGGGGCAGGGGAAAGUGGGGCGUUGCACCGGGACGCACCGUGCGGCGAGCGCUACACGGAGGCGUUCUUCUGCAUGGACACGGCGUGCGUGAUGAUCUUCACUGUGGAGUACCUGAUGCGUCUGUUCGCGGCGCCGAGCCGCUACCGCUUCGUGCGCUCGGUCAUGAGCAUCAUCGACGUGGUGGCCAUCCUGCCCUACUACAUCGGCCUGGUCAUGACAGACAACGAGGACGUGAGCGGCGCCUUCGUCACGCUGCGCGUCUUCCGCGUCUUCCGCAUCUUCAAGUUCUCGAGGCACUCGCAGGGGCUGCGCAUCCUGGGCUACACGCUGAAGAGCUGCGCCUCGGAGCUGGGCUUCCUGCUCUUCUCCCUCACCAUGGCCAUCAUCAUCUUCGCCACGGUGAUGUUCUACGCCGAGAAGGGCUCCGCCUCCAGCAAGUUCACCAGCAUCCCCGCCUCCUUCUGGUACACCAUUGUCACCAUGACGACACUCGGCUAUGGUGACAUGGUUCCCAAGACGAUAGCUGGUAAGAUCUUCGGCUCCAUCUGUUCGCUGAGUGGCGUGCUUGUGAUCGCCCUGCCCGUGCCCGUCAUCGUCUCCAACUUCAGCCGCAUAUACCACCAGAACCAAAGGGCCGACAAGCGCCGCGCACAGAAGGUCCAGAAAGCGCGACUGGCUCGUAUGCGCAUCUCAAAGACUGGAAGCUCUAACGCUUUCCUACACAGCAAACGCAACGGACUGCUCAACGAGACACUGGAACUCACACAACCCCCUUACAAGAUGAAAUUUUCACACCAGGGUUCGCUGGAAGAGGAGACUAAACCGUCGAAUGUCAUCGAGAGCCAACACCACCACCUGCUGCACUGUCUGGAGAAAACCACGAACCAUGAGUUUGUGGACGAGCAGUUCUAUAUGCAGAGCUACCACGAGGGGGCGCUCCAGAACUAUGCGUCUCGCAGCCCGUCUCUGAGCAGCGAAGGGUUAACCGGCACCUGCUGCACGCGCCGCUCCAAACGCGGCAGCCCCUCACUCACCAACGCCACGCACACACACUCGCACACACUCUCGCACACACACACGCUCACACAAUCGCACAGCAACACCACGACAGCGCUGCAGGAGCUCAGUGCUAUACACAUCCAGUGCACGGAGCAGCCGCUCACCGGAAGUCGCUCCAGUCUAAACAUGCGUCCAGAUGAGUGUCCGUCUCGAGGCAACUGCCAGCCAGGGGGGCAGAUCACCACGGCGAUCGUUACCAUGCCGACUCCCCCGGCAACCACCCCCGACGGCGACGCACACCCACACACCAACGCACCCAACCCCACCCCCAACCCCACCCCUCCUGCCUCGAUGCAGGGCGUGGUCAAGGUCUCCGCCCUGUGAAACCAUUGGCCGACUGUGACAGGAAGAGGAAGAGAAAGAGGAAGAGGAAGAGGAAGAGGUGGGGCGUCUUUGGCGUGAUUGACUGCUGAAGGCCCCACACCCCUCUUUGAGGGUUGACUGACAUGGCGUACAGUUUUGGAAC